This is a messenger RNA of Ichthyophthirius multifiliis, 1403 nucleotides long. Its product is annotated as TBC domain protein. The transcript is spliced from 2 exons. The record is from RefSeq and is a predicted model, not a curated record. Gene Ontology annotation, molecular function: GTPase activator activity. Lineage: Eukaryota; Ciliophora; Oligohymenophorea; Hymenostomatida. Gene Ontology annotation, biological process: activation of GTPase activity.
UAAUUAUAUAAAUAAAUGGGAUUUACAAUAUGCAAAAUUUACUAAACAGAAAAGAUUGAUAAAGAAAACAUUCGAGAAGACAUAAUAAAUAAAAAGGAAUAAAAGUCUUCCUUAAUUUCUAAUUAUAGUAAUUCUUUUUUAAUAUAAAAACCAAUAACUGAAAAAGGUAUAUAAAAAAAAGACAAAAAAGACAAACCUACUACUAAUAUAAAAAUAUUUUUUAAAAAAAUAAAAAAAUAGAAAAAGAAUGUAAAUAAACUGAUAGUUAUUUUCAAAAAGAGUAAAGAAUAGGUGAAUAUUUUUGCGGCGGGCAAGAAAUGGAGAAAAACGCCCAAAGCUAUAAAAAACGAGAAAAGACAUUUAAAAAUUUUCUAAUAAAAAGUUAGAAAAAGAGCAAAUAAUAAAAAGCCAAAAAACAACAAAAAAUAUGUGAAUAAUUAUUUAAAUAAAAAUUCGAUAAUCUUCUUUUACAAAUAAAAGAUACUAAAAAAUUAAAAUAAAAUAUAAAAUUAGGCCCUCCCAUUAAAUAUAGAUGGGCAGCCUGGAAAUAUCAUUUAUUUAAGUAAUUAACUUAAUAAGACGUAGAUUUAUACAAUAUAAUAAAAAAUGCUUAAUCAAAAGACGAAACAUAAAUAAUUAAAGACUUAAAUAGAACAUUCCCCGAUCAAAUUUAUUUCUAACCAAAAUCUCCUGAACUAAAACAAGAAGAAGAUUUUUAAAACGAAAGUUUAGAAAAGCUAAGAAGAAUUUUAAGUAGUAUAUGUAUAAUAUAUCCAAAUCUAGGAUAUUGUUAAGGAAUGAAUUUUUUGAUAGGUUUUAUGCUAUUGGUAAAUGGCGGAAAUGAAUAAGAAGCAUUUUUAAUGUUCAAAGUACUCGCAGAAGACCCAAAUUUUAUGUUAAUGGGAUUAUACGAGAAUGAUUUUCCAAUGUUAAAAUUUUUAGAGUAUUGUGUUGGGAAGUCUAUGAAAAAAUAUUUAAAGGAAGUAUGGAAUCAUAUAUUAUUUUUGGAAAUCGAAUAUUCAUAUUGGUUAACAAAAUGGAUUUUGACGCUUUUUUUAUAUUCUAUUCCUAUAUAAUGUUGCGCUAGACUAUGGGAUUUUUUAAUUUCGAAUUCUAUUUUUGGAAUAUGUGAACUUGUGGUGUCUAUGCUUUAUGUAUUAUAAGAUAAAAUAUUAUGUUUAAAUGAUUAAAUUUAAUUCAUGUAAUUUUUCUAAUCUAAUAAUUUCGAAAAGCUUAAUAUGAGUUAAAUUGUUGGUUUAUGUGAAAAAUUUCCUGUCAAAAACUCCUGUAUAGCUAAAUAUGCCAAAAAAUUUAUUUUAAAAGUUGAAAAAGAUAAUCAAUAUGCUUUAUUAUAUUCUUUUUUAUGUAAUUAAAAAAAUUCUAAGAAAUCCAUAGUAUAAUGA